Molecule: messenger RNA, 1329 nt
Organism: Salarias fasciatus (jewelled blenny)
Lineage: Eukaryota; Metazoa; Chordata; Actinopteri; Blenniiformes; Blenniidae
Exons: 2
Coding region: 1-1329 (442 amino acids)
Source: RefSeq, a predicted model, not a curated record
AUGUGCGACGUCGAGAAGAUGUUUCACAGAUUUCACGUCAAAGAGGUAGACCGAGACUUUCUGUGGUUCUUGUGGUGGGAAGGUGGAAACACGGAUUCUGAGCCCAAAGAGUAUCGCAUGAAGGUCCAUCUCUUUGGAGCAGCCUCAUCUCCGGGGUGCGCCAACUACGGCAUGAAAUACCUCGCUACCCAAAAUGAGAAGGAAUUCCCUUUGGCAGCUGACUUCAUCAAAAAGAACUUUUAUGUUGAUGAUGGCAUCACAAGCAUCAAGUCUGUGGACACAGCCAUCAAGCUGGUGGAAGAAGCUCAAGCUGUGUGUGCCAAAGGGCAGCUACGUCUCCACAAAUUCAUCUCCAACGAACGAAUGGUUCUUGAGUCAAUCUGUGAGAGUGAAAGAGCUAAAGAAGUGAGGGACGUAGAUCUAAGCCACGAUGAUCUCCCAGUCCAAACAGUACUUGCAGUGCGAUGGAAUGUAGAGAGGGACGUCUUCUCCUUCAAAGUCUCACUGGAUGAGAAACCAAUGACACGCCGGGGUAUUCUCUCCACCGUAGCCUCCGUGUAUGACCCACUGGGGUUCCUGGCUCCAUUUCUCCUGACAGGAAAGCAAGUGCUUCAGGAGAUAUGUCAGAAAGGUGUCGGCUGGGAUGAAUUACUUCCCGAUGAGUUGAAGCCAAGGUGGGAGAGCUGGGUCAGUGACCUUAAGAACCUGGAAAAGAUACAAAUUCCAAGAUGUUACUCUCCUGCAAACUUUGGAAAGAUCCUGAGAACUGAGCUGCAUCACUUCUCAGAUGCCAGCAGUCAAGGUUACGGUCAGUGCACAUACAUAAGAUUUGUCAGCGAGAACAAAGUACACUGCACCUUGGUAAUGGGCAAGGCAAGGGUUGCCCCCACAAAAGUUGUCACGAUACCGAGGCUCGAGUUAACUGCUGCCGUGAUCUCCGCUGCUGUGAGCAGCAUGCUGAAGGAGGAGUUAGAGCUCAAGGUUGACAAAGAGUACUUCUGGACUGACUCGCAAGUAGUCCUGGGUUAUGUCAGCAAUGAGGCUCGGCGUUUCCACAUCUUCGUAGCAAACAGGGUCCAGAGAAUCCGUGAAACAACAAACCCCCAACAGUGGCAUUAUGUCGACACAAAUGAAAACCCUGCUGAUUACGCCUCCAGAGGCCUCAACGUUUCCGAGCUGAUCAACUCCAGCUGGUUCCAAGGACCCAAGUUCCUUUGGGAACGAGAGCUCGACAUCAAGCAGGGCACAUCAGAGCUGCUGGUGGGAGACCCCGAAAUCAAGUCUGGGGAUCCGCUCCGCCUGCCGCUCUUGCCGCCUGCCUGCUCCUAG